UGAGUGCAAGUCAGGAGCUGUUCACCACUUCUAGAGUUUUCACUGACCUCUUGAUCGAAGAGAUUUUCGUUUUUGAAGAACAUCUAAGCACAGAAUCGGCCUUUGUCCAGACUUUGCUCAAGCUUACCACCUAAACACAUCAGGAGACGCCUCUGUGAGGAGAACAUCAGACUGCUGAAAUCAGGAAACUCAGAAUAUGGCAGCCACAAAAAGCUCCAGUAGUCAGGAAACUUCCAGCGCUACUCCGUGUGCUAAAUCACCUCGCAAAAGAGUCACGAAAGACAGAGCCAGGGAGAAAAAGUACCAGUGCUCAGACUGUGGGAAGAGUUUUUCUCGACCAGUCGAGCUGCAGAGUCACCAGCGGGUUCACACGGGGGAGAAGCCGUAUCGCUGCUCGGCCUGUGGGAAGAGUUUUAGUAACAGAAGUUCUUUCAAAAGGCACCAGCGCAUUCACACGGGGGUGAAGCCGCACGAGUGCUCACAGUGUGGAAAGAGUUUCACUCAGCUGAGUAACUUCCUAAGACACCAGCGCACUCACACAGGAGUGAAGCCGCACCACUGCUCGGAGUGUGGGAAGAGUUUUACUGCAAAGACUAGCCUCCAAAAACACCAGCACAUUCACACAGGAGAGAGGCCGUAUCGCUGCUCGGAGUGUGGGAAGAGUUUUUAUCGACAGUGCCACCUCCGACUACACCAGAACGUUCACACGGGGUCGAAACUGUAUCAUUGCCCAGAGUGCGGCCAGAGCUUUGGUCGACAGACUUAUCUCUAUCAGCACAAGCGCGUUCACUCCCAAGAAAAGCUGUUCGACUGUUCCGAGUGCGGGAAGAGCUUUCGAGGAAAAAGUUCCCUCCGAAGUCACCAGCGCAUCCACACGGGAGAGAAGCCGUAUCAGUGUGCAGAGUGUGGGAGGAGUUUCAGAGAAAGAGCUUCUCUCAGAGUACACCAGGCUGUCCACACAGGCCUGAAGCCGUAUUGUUGCACAGAAUGCGGGAAGUGUUUCGCUCUACGGAGUGCUCUCCAGCAGCACCAGCUCAUUCACACCGGAGCGAAGCCGUAUUUCUGUUCAGAUUGCGGGAAGUGUUUCAACGUGCUGGGUAAUUUCCGCAGACACCAGCGCACUCACACCAGAGUGAAGCCGUACUACUGUGAGGAGUGUGGAAAGUAUUUUACUGAACGGAGCAGUCUCCAGACACACCAGCGCACUCACACAGGAGAGAGGCCGUAUCGCUGCUCAGACUGCGGGAAGAGUUUUACCGCCAGUGGGUCUCUCCAAAGACACCAGCGCACUCACACAGGAGAGAGGCCGUAUCGCUGCUCAGACUGCGGGAAGAGUUUUACCGCCAGUGGGUCUCUCCAAGCACACCAGCGCACUCACACAGGAGUGAAGCCGUAUCGCUGCUCAGACUGCGGGAGAAGUUUUGCUUCAAAGAAUGGUCUCCAGUUUCACCAGCGCACUCACACAGGAGAGAAACCGUUUCAGUGCUCAGACUGCGGGAAGAGUUUUACCGCCAGAGGGUCUCUCCAAAUACACCAGCGCACUCACACAGGAGUGAAGCCGUAUCACUGCUCAGACUGCGGGAAGAGUUUUACCGCCAGAGGGUAUCUCCAAAUACACCAGCGCACUCACACAGGAGAGAAGCCGCAUCACUGCUCGGAGUGUGGGAGGAGCUUCUGGCAACAGAAAAGGCUGAAGACCCACAAGUGCAAAAAGACUCAGAUUUAAGCCAGAAACAUGAUGAUCCUUGUCAAUUUUUUAUGUGUACUUAAAUUGAUACAGCCUGUAUUUUUGUGAUUUAUAUAACUUCUGGUGCAGAUUAAUGUGAGAGGGUCCUGACUGCCUCUCUCUCUUGCUUAAUUUUUUCCAUAAUGUGAUUUAACUGCUGCGCCAUUUAGUGCUGUAUCUUCAGUUUUAUGAGUGGAGGCUGGAAUGGAAUGAAAUGUCCGUCUGUAGUUUGAUAGGUAAAGCGAGGCAGCGUUCAGGAAUAGGGGAAAAUUCCCGACAAAAAGGACAAAUGCAGGCUGGAAAGUGAGUUAAAGCAGCAAGGAGAAAGUGCAGUGACAAACCGAACAGCCACAUUGCUGCCAGCAACACAACUUUCAUCUAUAAAGGCCUCCCGAAGAUCACAGCCUGCAAGGUGAAAAGAACCGACCUUCUCCUGAUGGCCUCCAGCUCCAACACAUUCUACUGCAUGUUUGUAACUACAGACGUCUUACUGCCCUAAUCCCCCUGCCUCUUUCACCUCUAUUCCCCUCUCAUCCCACCGUCAGUUAGCAGGAUGUUAACAUGCUCUUCUGCUCUUCUCUGGGCCCAGACCUAUUCUCCCCAUCUCCCUAUGCUAAAGCUGUGCUGUGAACAGUAAGUAGGGAUGCACUAGUAUCACGUUUUUGUUCCGAAACCUGUUCCUCAAAUAUCUUUCCUAAUAAAACCAUUUUAGAUGCGGAAAAAAAAUAUAUUUUUGUAAGCUAGUACUCCAGUACUUUAGCACUGACACCAUCA
Messenger RNA from Colossoma macropomum (tambaqui), 2500 nucleotides. Its product is annotated as zinc finger protein 665-like. Gene Ontology annotation, cellular component: nucleus. The record is from RefSeq and is a predicted model, not a curated record. Gene Ontology annotation, molecular function: RNA polymerase II transcription regulatory region sequence-specific DNA binding; DNA-binding transcription factor activity, RNA polymerase II-specific. The transcript is spliced from 2 exons. NCBI's taxonomy places the organism in Eukaryota, Metazoa, Chordata, Actinopteri, Characiformes, Serrasalmidae. Bases 197 to 1726 code for a protein of 509 amino acids. Gene Ontology annotation, biological process: regulation of transcription by RNA polymerase II.